Messenger RNA from Paraglomus occultum, 834 nucleotides. The record is from the annotation of a GenBank genome assembly. NCBI's taxonomy places the organism in Eukaryota, Fungi, Glomeromycota, Glomeromycetes, Paraglomerales, Paraglomeraceae.
AUGAAAAACGGCCGACGAUCAAGUUUACACAUACGAGGGCGAAGAGCAUCUUCUAUUGGAAAUGGAUUUACAGCAAAGCCUCACGAAAGUGUGGACCCGAAGGAUUACUAUCGACAUAUAAAUGUAGAUAUGCCUGAAUACAACAGAAUGAGGCAAUUGCUUAUUUGGUGCGGUCAAAGGACCCUCGAGCGUCAGAAAUCUAAAAGUAGAAACGCGAUCAAGAUAGCAAAAACGGUAGAAGAAAUAGUAAUUAAUGGAUUGAUAAGUGGGCUAAUCAGUCCGUCAUGGUAUACUCGAGAGGAUACCGAAGACCGUGCCGAUAAACCAGCGAUGAAGCCCCAUCCUGGAAACAUUAUGAACGCCAAGCGAUUGGAGGAAUACAAAGCUAUCUUGGAAAGGCUCCAAACAGAGGAGGAACAAUUGGUGUCAUUAACCACACAAUAUCACACUCUCCAUGCACGACUUUUGGAUUCGUGUGCUCCGUUACCGCUUGAUGGUGGGCCGAUCAAAAUGGCGAUAACAGAUGUUGAUUUAUCACCACUAUCAGAAGAGGAUCGCGCAUUCCUGACAGAAUAUUGUUCUUCUGAUACGGAUGGUGAACGUGAAUUGGAUGAAUCAGUAAGAGCACUCGUUGAACGUUAUCCAUUCCAGAUCGAUAACCUGAGGAAAAGACUGUAUCAGGCUUCUAUUUUUGAUGAAAUUACGCAUUUAUAUUGCGAGCAGCUUAUGUCUAAUUUGUUGGCUACUGUUCGUAAGAGAAAUGAAGGCAACAUGCAGACAAAAGCGGAAUCGGGCGACGUGUUGAGAGCAUUAACUCGAGCAACAUUGUGUUGA